UCUUUCCCAGGCGGUAGCGGGGGCGGUGUCGCUGUUGCCCUUUUAAGCCGCGGGGCCGCGGUCUCCUGCCGGCGGAGUCAGUUACAAAGAGAGCAGCCGCCCGCCGAGGCCUCGGUGCCCCUAGCCAUUUUUCAGCCGCGAUCCGACGCGGGCCUCGGCGGCGGGGAGAGGCGGAGCCGCGAGAGUGCGGCCCCAGGCCGGCCCUGUGGGGCGGUAGCGGCCGUGACGGCGGCUCUGGGCCCGGCUCCCCUUUCGCACCCCUCCUGCCGGAGAUGAGGGGAAGAUGUCCGUGUCAGGGCUCAAGGCCGAGUUGAAGUUCCUGGCGUCCAUCUUCGACAAGAACCACGAGCGAUUCCGCAUCGUCAGCUGGAAGCUGGACGAGCUGCAUUGCCAGUUCCUGCUGCCGCCUCCGGCACCGCCGAGCAGCCCGCACUCGCCGCCGCCGCUCACACUCCACUGCAACAUCACGGAAUCUUACCCAUCUUCUUCACCAAUAUGGUUUGUGGACUCUGAUGACCCAAAUCUGACAUCAGUGCUGGAACGUCUAGAAGAUACUAAGAGCAACAAUUCGCUUCGUCAGCAAUUGAAGUGGUUGAUAUGUGAACUCUGCAGAUUAUAUAACCUUCCUAAGCACCUGGAUGUUGAGAUGCUAGAUCAACCAAUACCCACGGGUCAGAAUGGGACCACAGAAGAAGUGACUUCAGAAGAGGAGGAAGAGGAAGAGAUGGCUGAAGAUAUAGAAGACUUGGAUCACUAUGAGAUGAAGGAAGAAGAGCCUGUUAGUGGAAAAAAAUCAGAGGAUGAAGGAAUUGAAAAAGAAAACUUGGCAAUACUAGAGAAAAUUAGGAAGACUCAAAGGCAAGACCAUCUCAAUGUAA
Molecule: messenger RNA, 878 nt
Organism: Neomonachus schauinslandi (Hawaiian monk seal)
Lineage: Eukaryota; Metazoa; Chordata; Mammalia; Carnivora; Phocidae
Product: ubiquitin-conjugating enzyme E2 Q2
Exons: 5
Molecular function (GO): protein binding
Source: RefSeq, a predicted model, not a curated record